Chinchilla lanigera (long-tailed chinchilla) is the source of this 3465-nucleotide messenger RNA. RefSeq names its product tubulin, gamma complex associated protein 2 (gene Tubgcp2). Gene Ontology annotation, molecular function: gamma-tubulin binding; microtubule minus-end binding. Lineage: Eukaryota; Metazoa; Chordata; Mammalia; Rodentia; Chinchillidae. The record is from RefSeq and is a predicted model, not a curated record. Bases 1068 to 3326 code for a protein of 752 amino acids. Gene Ontology annotation, cellular component: gamma-tubulin small complex; spindle pole; equatorial microtubule organizing center. The transcript is spliced from 15 exons. Gene Ontology annotation, biological process: meiotic cell cycle; microtubule nucleation; cytoplasmic microtubule organization.
CCAUGGAGGGGAUGGAGCCGAAGUCUACAUUGACCUUCUACAGAAGAACCGAACACCGUAUGUCACAACAACUGUCUCUGCCCACAGUGCCAAGGUGGGUGACUGUCUUUGGUAAUGGGCAGAAGAUAGGAGCCUGUCCCUGGUACAGGUUUGUUUGGAUGGAUGUGGUAGGGUAGGGGGAGUUUGGUAGCUACAGCAUUGCCAGUAACUAAUGUCAGUAGCGCUUAUCAGAUAUUUUCCACAGGCCAACUUAACAUUCUACUCUCUGGUUCUCCUGACUCUUGGUCAUAGCCACUGUCACUGACUCCAUUAUACAGAUAGGUCAGUGGAGGCCUAGGCAGAGCUGCUUUGAACCUUGAGGUACACAUUCCUUCUUUGUGUUCCCUAAGAUGGGGACUCACAGACACGUUUCUGGGGCUAAGAAGGGAAGCUGCUGGUCUUAAUCAUAUUGAAAUCCUUUGAAGUUGUUUUUUAAAUCACAUAAUAGAUAAUUCAGAAUUAUAAAUCUUAAGUAAAAGAGGGAUUUGAAUUUGGAAUUUCUUUCUGAAACACACAUUGUGAAGCUUCAUUUACUUAACCAGCAUAAUGAUGACACCAAGAUAAUUAGAAAAACCGAAUGGAGUAGAAUUUAGGAAGGCACACUUUUUUCUUUUGUGGUACUAGGUAUUGAAUCCAGGGGCUUCACAUUGAGGUACAACCCUAGCUCCCUCCUUCCUUUUUUGGGACAGAGUCUCACUAAGUUGCCUAAUUUAACUUACUAAGUUACCUAGUUUAACUCCAUUUUGGUUUUUGUGUUUUUCUUGAAGGUUUUUCCUUGUGCUUGAUUAACUGUUGUCAUUAAAUCAUUCACAUUUGUGCUUUUGAGGUUAAAAUUGCAGAAUUUUCUCGUACUCCUGAGGAUUUUCUAAAGAAAUAUGAUGAACUGAAAUCUAAAAAUACAAGGAACCUUGAUCCACUGGUGUACCUAUUGUCAAAGCUUACAGAAGACAAGGAGUUUUGUGUGUUUUCAGACUCUGCAGUAUUUGCAACAGAACGCGAAAGAAAGAGCUGACCUCGCAGCCACUGCUAUGGCCAGCAGCACCACCAGCUUUAGUGUUCCUACCACAGCCUCCAAGAUGUCCAUGCAAGAGCUUGAGGAGCUAAGGAAGCAGCUUGGCAGUGUGACUACAGGCUCCACACUGCAGCAGUCUCUAGAACUUACAAGAAAGAUGCUUCGAGACAAGCAAAACAAAAAAAAUUCAGGCCAGCACCUCCCUGUGUUCCCAGCCUGGGUAUAUGAGAGACCAACACUGGUUGGAGAUUUCCUGAUUGGUUCAGGUUUAAGCACAGACACAGUUUUACCUAUAGGAGCACUGCCUUUGGCCUCCCAGGAGUCAGCAGUGGUGGAAGACCUGCUCUACGUGCUGGUCGGUGUGGAUGGCAGGUAUAUUACUGCUCAACCUCUGGCUGGGAGGCAGAACCGUACCUUCCUUGUGGAUCCCAACCUGGACCUGUCCAUCCGGGAGCUGGUGAACAGAAUCCUCCCUGUGGCUGCCAGUUACUCCACUGUGACCAGGUUUAUUGAAGAAAAGUCUUCCUUCGAGUAUGGGCAGGUGAACCAUGCCUUGGCGGCUGCCAUGAGAACCUUAGUAAAGGAGUACCUUAUCCUGGUUACGCAGCUGGAGCAGCUGCACAGGCAGGGCCUCCUCUCACUACAGAAGCUCUGGUUCUACAUCCAGCCAGCCAUGCGCACUGUGGACAUCCUGGCCUCUCUUGCCACUUCAGUGGAUAAAGGCGAGUGUGUAGGUGGGUCGACGUUGAGCCUUCUCCACGACAGGAGCUUCAACUACACAGGGGACAGCCAGGCACAGGAGCUGUGCUUAUACCUGACCAAGGCUGCCAGUGCACCGUACUUUGAGGUACUGGAGAAGUGGAUCUACAGGGGGAUCAUCCAUGACCCCUAUAGUGAGUUCAUGGUUGAAGAGCACGAACUGCGGAAGGAGAAGAUACAGGAGGACUACAAUGACAAGUACUGGGACCAGCGGUACACUGUGGUGCAGCAGCAGAUUCCCUCCUUCCUGCAGAAGAUGGCGGGCAAGAUCCUCAGCACGGGAAAAUACCUAAAUGUGGUCAGAGAAUGUGGUCAUGAUGUCACCUGCCCUGUGGCCAAAGAAAUUAUCUACACACUCAAAGAGCGGGCGUAUGUUGAGCAGAUUGAGAAGGCAUUCAACUAUGCCAGCAAGGUGCUGCUGGACUUCCUGAUGGAGGAAAAGGAGCUGGUGGCCCACCUGAGGUCCAUCAAGCGCUACUUCCUGAUGGACCAGGGAGACUUCUUUGUUCACUUCAUGGACCUCACUGAGGAGGAACUCAGGAAACCAGUGGAAGAUAUUACUCCUACACGCCUGGAGGCUCUGUUGGAGCUGGCCCUGCGCAUGAGUACUGCCAACACUGACCCCUUCAAAGACGACCUCAAGAUUGACCUGAUGCCUCAUGACCUCAUCACUCAGCUCUUGCGGGUUCUGGCCAUUGAGACCAAGCAGGAGAAGGCAAUGACCCAUGCUGAUCCAACUGAGCUCACGUUGAGUGGCCUAGAAGCCUUCUCUUUCGAUUACAUUGUCAAGUGGCCCCUCUCCCUGAUCAUCAACAGGAAGGCACUCACCCGCUACCAGAUGCUCUUCAGGCAUAUGUUCUACUGCAAACAUGUAGAGCGGCAGCUGUGCAGCGUCUGGAUCAGCAACAAAACUGCCAAGCAGUAUGCACUGCACUCAGCAAAGUGGUUUGCUGGUGCCUUCACUCUGCGGCAGCGAAUGCUCAACUUCGUUCAAAAUAUCCAGUACUAUAUGAUGUUUGAAGUGAUGGAACCAACCUGGCACAUCCUUGAGAAAAACCUGAAGUCUGCCUCCAACAUUGAUGACGUCCUUGGCCACCACACGAGCUUCUUGGACAACUGCCUAAAGGACUGCAUGCUGACCAACCCUGAGCUACUGAAGGUCUUCUCUAAGCUCAUGUCUGUGUGCGUCAUGUUCACCAACUGCAUGCAGCACCUGGCGGAGCCUGUGGACACCCCUCAGAUGGCUUCUGGCUUUGAGGCCACCAUCAAUAACUUUGACAAGAACUUUUCUGCUCAUCUGCUUGAUCUGCUAGCCCGACUAAGCGUCUAUAGCACCAGUGAUUGUGAGCAUGGCAUGGCCAGCGUCAUUUCCAGGCUCGAUUUCAAUGGCUUCUACACAGAACGACUGGAGCACCUGUCUGCAGAAAGGAGCCAGAAAACAGCCCCCCAAGUGCCUGUCCCACGUGGGGCCCCCACACCAGCACCAGCACCCAGAGUGGCAGUUACUGCACAGUGAACCUUGACCACGGCUUGGAGGAAGAGUUGAGGGCCAGUCAGUGCUGUGAUGCAGUGAUCUCAGAACUUUUAAAUCAGAUGUUCCUGGAACACCUAUGUUGUGUGUGCUUUUACUGUUUAAAUAUUAGGUCUGAAUUACA